AUGCAGCGCCGGGGCGCCCUGUUCAGCGUGCCGAGCGGCGGCAGGAAGAUGGCUGCAGGGGACCUGGGCGAGCUGCUGGUACCGCACAUGCCCACGAUCCGCGUGCCUAGGUCAGGGGACCGUGUCUACAAGAACGAGUGCGCCUUCUCCUACGACUCCCCGAACUCUGAAGGUGGACUCUAUGUAUGCAUGAAUACAUUUUUGGCCUUUGGAAGGGAACACGUUGAAAGACAUUUUCGAAAAACUGGACAGAGCGUAUACAUGCACCUGAAAAGGCACAUGCGAGAGAAAGUAAGAGCAGCAUCUGCUGGAGCCUUACCCAAAAGGAGGAAUUCCAAGUUAUUUUUAGAUCUGGAUAUGGAUGAUGAUUUAAAUAGUGACGAUUAUGAAUAUGAAGAUGAAGCCAAACUUGUUAUAUUCCCAGACCACUAUGAAAUAGCCCUGCCAAACAUCGAGGAGUUGCCAGCCCUGGUAACGAUCGCUUGUGAUGCAGUGCUCAGCUCCAAGUCGCCGUACAGGAAGCAGGACCCCGACACGUGGGAAAAUGAACUGCCGGUAUCGAAGUACGCCAACAACCUCGCCCAGCUGGACAACGGGGUCAGGGUUCCUCCCAGCGGCUGGAAGUGUGCCCGAUGCGACCUGCGGGAAAACCUCUGGCUGAAUCUGACCGAUGGCUCUGUUCUGUGUGGGAAGUGGUUUUUCGACAGCGCAGGGGGCAAUGGCCACGCACUGGAACAUUUCAGAGACAUGGGCUAUCCUCUGGCCGUGAAGCUGGGCACCAUCACACCUGAUGGGGCAGAUGUUUAUUCUUUUCAAGAAGAGGGACCUGUUUUGGAUCCUCAUUUGGCCAAACACUUAGCACACUUCGGGAUUGACAUGCUUCAUACGAAUGGGACAGAGAAUGGACUCCGGGACAAUGACAUCAAGCCAAGAGUCAGCGAGUGGGAAGUGAUCCAAGAGUCAGGGACUAAGCUGAAGCCCAUGUAUGGACCAGGGUACACGGGCCUCAAGAACCUGGGCAACAGUUGCUAUCUCAGUUCUGUCAUGCAGGCCAUCUUCAGCAUCCCAGAGUUCCAGAGAGCGUAUGUGGGAAACCUCCCAAGGAUAUUCGACUACUCGCCGUUAGAUCCAACACAGGACUUCAACACACAGAUGACUAAAUUGGGGCACGGCCUUCUCUCUGGCCAGUACUCGAAGCCUCCAGUAAAGUCCGAGCUCAUUGAGCAAGUGAUGAAGGAGGAACACAAGCCUCAACAGAACGGGAUCUCCCCACGCAUGUUCAAGGCCUUUGUCAGCAAGAGCCAUCCAGAAUUUUCCUCUAACAGACAGCAGGAUGCCCAGGAGUUUUUCUUGCACCUGGUCAAUCUGGUAGAGAGGAAUCGCAUUGGCUCAGAAAACCCAAGUGACGUUUUCCGGUUUUUGGUGGAAGAGCGCAUUCAGUGUUGUCAGACCCGCAAGGUCCGCUAUACAGAGAGGGUGGACUACCUGAUGCAGUUGCCUGUGGCCAUGGAGGCAGCAACCAACAAAGAUGAGCUGAUCGCCUAUGAACUGAUGAGAAGAGAAGCCGAAGCCAACCGAAGACCCCUUCCAGAGCUGGUGCGAGCCAAGAUCCCCUUCAGUGCCUGCCUCCAGGCCUUUGCCGAGCCAGACAACGUGGAGGACUUCUGGAGCAGUGCCCUGCAGGCGAAAUCUGCAGGGGUGAAAACAUCUCGCUUUGCCUCAUUCCCUGAAUACUUGGUAGUGCAGAUAAAGAAGUUCACUUUUGGUCUUGACUGGGUUCCCAGAAAAUUUGAUGUUUCUAUUGAUAUGCCAGACCUACUAGAUAUCAGCCACCUCAGAGCCAGGGGCUUACAGCCAGGAGAAGAGGAACUUCCAGACAUCAGUCCCCCUAUAGUCAUUCCUGAUGACUCAAAAGAUCGCCUGAUGAACCAGUUGAUAGACCCCUCAGACAUUGAUGAGUCUUCCGUGAUGCAGCUGGCUGAGAUGGGCUUCCCUUUGGAAGCUUGCCGCAAGGCUGUGUACUUCACUGGAAACACAGGAGCCGAGGUGGCCUUCAACUGGAUCAUUGUGCACAUGGAGGAACCUGAUUUUGCUGAACCACUGACCAUCCCUGGGUAUGGAGGGGCUGGAGCCUCUGUAUUUGGUGCUACUGGACUGGACAACCAACCUCCUGAGGAAACUGUAGCUAUUAUCACCUCCAUGGGAUUUCAGCGCAAUCAGGCCGUGCAGGCCCUGCGAGCCACGAAUCAUAACCUGGAAAGGGCACUGGACUGGAUCUUCAGCCACCCCGAGUUUGAAGAGGACAAUGACUUCGUGAUCGAGAUGGAGAACAACGCCAAUGCCAACAUCGUGUCUGAGGCCAAGCCUGAAGGGCCCAGAAUCAAGGAUGGAUCUGGAAUGUACGAGUUAUUUGCCUUCAUCAGUCACAUGGGAACAUCUACAAUGUGUGGCCAUUAUGUUUGCCAUAUCAAAAAGGAGGGACGGUGGGUGAUCUACAAUGACCAUAAAGUUUGUGCCUCAGAACGGCCCCCCAAAGACCUGGGAUACAUGUACUUUUACCGUAGGAUACCAAGCUAA
This is a messenger RNA of Arvicola amphibius (Eurasian water vole), 2577 nucleotides long. RefSeq names its product ubiquitin specific peptidase 13 (gene Usp13). Gene Ontology annotation, biological process: protein deubiquitination. The transcript has 21 exons. NCBI's taxonomy places the organism in Eukaryota, Metazoa, Chordata, Mammalia, Rodentia, Cricetidae. Gene Ontology annotation, molecular function: protein binding; zinc ion binding; cysteine-type deubiquitinase activity. The record is from RefSeq and is a predicted model, not a curated record. Bases 1 to 2577 code for a protein of 858 amino acids.